Messenger RNA from Eptesicus fuscus (big brown bat), 919 nucleotides. RefSeq names its product zinc finger protein 547-like. Lineage: Eukaryota; Metazoa; Chordata; Mammalia; Chiroptera; Vespertilionidae. The record is from RefSeq and is a predicted model, not a curated record. Gene Ontology annotation, biological process: regulation of DNA-templated transcription. The transcript is spliced from 4 exons. Bases 212 to 472 code for a protein of 86 amino acids.
UUUGGCGGUCAGGAGUUCCCAGGCGCACAGUCUGAGGGAGAAGGCUGAAGAGUGGUGUUCCCCGCCAAACUGGCAAUGGUGCUCCCCGCUCACUCUUGGGAUUGAAACUCGGAGUCACCGCCCGGACCCACGCCAGGGCCGGGACAGGCACCGCCAUUCCUGCAGCGGAUUCUACUCGACCGCUCCCGCCCCGCUCGGCCCACAGAGUGCAAUGGCGGCGCCGUCGCUGGGGAACUUCGCUGAGGUUGGCGUGACCUUUGAGGACAUUGCCCUGUACUUCUCCAGGGAGGAAUGGAGCCUCCUUGAUGAGGGUCAGAGACAGCUGUACCUGAAUGUGAUGCUGGAGAACUUUGAACUUGUAUCCUCCCUGGGUUGCUGCUGUGGAGCAGAGAAUGUGGAGGCCCCGACUGAACAGAAGGUUUCUGUAAGGGUGUCACAGGCAAGGAAUCCCAAGAUGCGUGAGAUCAUGUGAUACAAGAAAUACACUUACGAGAACCUUAAAUGAGACAAGCCAUAAUGGUUGUGCUGAGAGGCACAGGAAUCAGUCUGUAGUGAGUUUCUUUCUGGGCCAACAGUUCCUUUGAGUCCCAAUUUCAAUGUCAAACAGUUCCUUACGUGUACAUGUCAGCAAUGAUAUUUCAGUUCUGGAUGGUGGACAAAUGGUGGUAAUGCAAGUCCGACCAUCUCUGGUUUGGUCCUGGGCAACCUUCAACAACGCACAGCUGCUGUCUGCUAGUAUGGCAAGGCGUCGUCAGCGUCUUCCAUCUCUGGACUGUUUCUCUUCUGUCUUCAUGGCUGGAGCAGUCCUGUCAAUUCCUCUCUGUUGCAGGAAUCCAGGUGGACUUGGAGUUGUUUUCUGAAAAUAUACAAACAUAAUCUCGACCAAAAGUAAAUAAAGGAAUAUUUUCUAUAAAUUUGA